This is a messenger RNA of Recurvomyces mirabilis, 2742 nucleotides long. RefSeq lists its product as uncharacterized. NCBI's taxonomy places the organism in Eukaryota, Fungi, Ascomycota, Dothideomycetes, Mycosphaerellales, Teratosphaeriaceae. The coding region runs from base 1 to 2742 and encodes 913 amino acids. The transcript has a single exon. Gene Ontology annotation, molecular function: phosphorelay sensor kinase activity; histidine phosphotransfer kinase activity. The record is from RefSeq and is a predicted model, not a curated record. Gene Ontology annotation, biological process: phosphorelay signal transduction system; protein autophosphorylation. Gene Ontology annotation, cellular component: plasma membrane.
AUGGAACGACGAAGUAUCUGCUUCCCAGAGCCUGGCACUCAGAACGUGUUACACAAUGGCGACAGCAAGUUCGGGCACGAACUGGGCCGGCUGUUCGCAUCAUCCGAGAACAAUGCGCUGGAGGCUCUGGUCGCACUCAAAGCGAGGCUUCGCGGAGUGUCCACCGAGAAUUUCUGGCAGGAAGUCACGGAAGGCAUGUCAAGCAUCCUGGGCGCUGAGAUGACUCUCGUGAUCAAGCGAGUACUGGUCGACGACCAGAACGCCGCUGUGGAGAUGCCACCGAUAGGUGAACCCGGCUCGUGCAUAAUGGCCGCAGCGUUUCACUGGUGUGCUCGAGAUGGGACGAAGACCACUAUGAAGGAAUCGCGAUUUCAUGCCUGGGGCUGUCCCUGCGCCUAUAUGCGCCACGACAAAGUGUUCGUUAUCCCGGAAGACCUUCCAAAAUUCAUCACGAAUAAUCCUAAUAAGCUACCGACACCUGCUGAUGCAUAUAUCGCCGUCCCUCUCUUCGCCGAAGGGAAGUGCUUCGCCCACUUUGGUGCUAUGUGGUCUAAGGAGGCCAUGAUGCGAAGGGAUCUAUCAUGGGGUUUCAUAGAAAUGCUGCUCCACUCGCUUGAAGAUAUGAUCCUGGAACGAUUUCUGGAAGGCGCUAACUUCGUGAAGCCGGCUGCGAUGCCACGAACAAGGUCGAGGAUCAUACCACACGAUGCUGUAACGCUUGCACAAUCCCUCCGACCAUAUGCACCGAGUCUCUCUCACGAGCUGAGGACGCCAAUGCAAGGUGUGGUCGGAAUGCUGGACGUCAUGUACGCCACCGUGCAGGAGGCUGUCGAGUCACAGAUCGACCCCUACCUGCGAAAAGUUUUCCAAAGCUUGAAGGAGAACAUCGAAGUCGUUCAGGACAGCUCGAGACGUGCAGUCGAAGCUGCUGACAACUUUGUUCAUGCUGCUGAUAUGGAUCUGACUGUGCCCGAGCCUGCUCCUAUGUUGCCAAAUGACGAGUCCAUGGAUUCGCCGUCGUCAAUGACAGCCGCAGAAAAGCGACCUGACAUUUUAGUUGCGGGCAGCAAUUUACCAUUACCGAGACCAAACAAGCGUCGGAGAGAAGACAACACGUCCCGAAAUGGUAGCAAUGCAAGUGCCUCGAAGGCGCCUCGAGUGGAUGGAGCUGCAUCUGUGUGGGCACGAACAGUCGAGCCCAGCAUAGAAGUAGCGGAAGGCCUUCACGAAGCAGAGAACGUGCUUUCAGGCCACUUCGCUGAUGGCUCUUCUGUUGACGUUCCUACUAUGAAUGACGGUAUACCCUGGAUUAAUGGAGGUGUCGACAAUCAUAGCAGACUUAUAGCACCUGGCUUACGGCACACAAACAUGCGUGAGAUCUUCCAAUACGUGAUCAACGAAGGACUAAAGAUGGGUGGACGCCCCGACUCGGCCAUAGCACAGGAAACAGAGAAUGGUGAAACGAUCGAGGUGCGAUCACGAGGAUCGGACGGCACUAUCAGCUCGAAGACUAUCGAGUGGAGUGUCGACCCUGGUCUACCACAGACUAUGUUCAUUGACGAGAAGGACCUAACCAAACUCAUCUCCUGCGUCUUCUUGAACGCCAUCAAGUUCACUGAUCAGGAGCAUGGCUAUGUACGCUGCGCAGCCAAGAUGAGCGGACGAGGUCGCUACAUAAGUGUAAAGGUGGCUGACAAUGGUCCCGGCAUAUCUGCUGCGUUUCUGCCAAAGUUGUUCAAGCCUUUCUCGCAAGGCGAUGGCACGACUACACGACCGAGCGAAGGUCUUGGACUAGGCCUCCUCGUAGCCAAAGGAAUUGCUAGAAAGCUGGGAGGCGAUCUGAUGUGCAACAGAGCAGAGACAGAGGGACCGAGUCAUGGCAGCGAAUUUGAGAUCAAGGUGCCGGUCAUGGCAGGCGAGACCGUCACCCGGCCUUCGUCCCCCUUCAGCUCGCCGAGACCGAGGACAGCCCAUAUGUCGCAUGCCGACGCACGUGUGGCACCGCCUCCAACCGCGCCACCAACACAAGAAGCACCUGCCAGCCCACAACACCUCAGUCGAGCACUACAGGACAUUGUUGCUGGCGCACACAUGACACGGAGGUCCAGUCCCCGGCCUCUGCCAACGCCGACUACCUCCGACGAACAUCAGCCCAAAGUCAAUGCCAAGGACCUACACUACCACUCCGGAUCCUCGCCCUCCACCUCUCCACCAACAACCGUCGUACGCCCAAUCCUUCGCCACUCUGUCUCCAACCCCAUCAUAGACUGCCAGCUCGCCCAGAAAUACCCUUUGCGCUUCCUCGUUGCCGAAGACAACAAAAUCAACCGCCGCCUCCUGGUGAACAUGUUGCAGAAGCUCGGCUAUAAGAACACCCUCGAGGCCCACGACGGUGCCGAAGCUGUGCGUCAGAUGAAAAUCAACCUCGCCCGCACCGAUGACAAAGCCAAACAACCACGCAUCGAUGUCGUGCUGAUGGAUCUCUGGAUGCCAUUGAUGGAUGGAUACGAAGCCACACAGAAAAUCUUCGCCUUGCACGAUGAAGUCUGCGGUUGUGCACAGAGGCCUACCGUCUUGGCCGUGACGGCCGAUGCCACUGAUGGAGCAAUCGAGAGGGCUGGGAGCGUGGGCAUGAAGGGACUCAUGACGAAGCCGUACAAGAUGCAUGAUUUACAAAGACUGAUCACAGAAUAUUGUGCCAGCCAAGCUGUGCAGCAGGGAGGUGGACAAGCAGGACUAUGA